Messenger RNA from Scatophagus argus, 2437 nucleotides. RefSeq names its product relaxin-3 receptor 1-like. The transcript has 3 exons. Gene Ontology annotation, biological process: immune response; G protein-coupled receptor signaling pathway. Gene Ontology annotation, molecular function: G protein-coupled receptor activity. Gene Ontology annotation, cellular component: membrane. The record is from RefSeq and is a predicted model, not a curated record. NCBI's taxonomy places the organism in Eukaryota, Metazoa, Chordata, Actinopteri, Scatophagidae. The coding region runs from base 699 to 1943 and encodes 414 amino acids.
AGAUAAUUAAGAGAACACUGAUUGUUUUUGCACAACAAAAUAAUUUUUCCCAUCAUGCAGCACAACACAAGCCUUUGCCUGUUUGUUUACCCAUAAAUCAUCAUGUACUGCUCAAAUGAAAAUCUUUAAAAAACAUAUCUCGUUAUUUUUAAAUGGAAGUGGAAAGUUUAAAGCCAGCUACAAAAGUUUGAAGCUACAAAAAGUGGAUUUUCAUUCCUGCCUUAUAUCUGCUGCAAUAAUCAGGCCAGUAUGGUGAUACCGUGUCUGCAUACUGAAGCCUCCAUGUGCGCGCCCGGGCGAUGCGCGAUCGAGCAGCGGAGGAGAACCUCAGCGACUAUAAAAACCUCCAGUUCGAGGCUGCUGUCAGCGUCAGUGAAAGAAGAGGCGCCUGCUUCACUUCAGACUUCAGCCUGAACGCCCUCAAGUAGGCUGGCGCGGAUUAAUCAGUUUUUUUUUCUUUUAUUUCGCUUAUAAAAAAAAAGAGCAACAUGAGAGCAGAAAUGCGUUUAACUUUAGAAAUCACUCGGAUGAAUCAUGCAGCCCUGAUCUCCCGCUGAGACUUUGAACUAUAGGCUAAAUACAGAACGAGAACGAUGGGGAUUUUUGCAUCCACACCUGCGCACCCACACUCUGGAAGUUAGCCUGAAACAGGAGGAAGUUGUUUUUAAACGGAGAGCCUCCUUUUCCUCUGCAGAAUCAUGCACAGCAACAGCAGCGCCUCCGGAUCCCUGAGCGCUCUGAGUGUGUGCGGAGAGGAGGAUGAACGCGAAAUCGUCAAACUUGUCGGCACCACAGGAGCAGCCUCCAACCUCGCAGCUUUGAAUCUUUCACUGAACUGCUGGCUUCACAUCCUCUCCAAGGAGUCUUCGCUGGACCUGCACGGAGACAGUGCAAACCUGGUAGUGCGAGUUCUCAUUGCCCUGGUCUACCUGGUGGUGUGUGUUCUGGGCCUUGUGGGUAACCUCCUGGCACUCUUCCUGCUCCACUCCCGUCACCGGGGUCACCAGCACUCCUCCAUCGACUGCUUCGUGAUAAGCCUGGCGCUGACUGACCUCCAGUUUGUCCUCACCUUGCCCUUCUGGGCCGUGGACACCAUGCUGGAUUUCCGCUGGCCCUUUGGCCGGGUCAUGUGCAAGAUUGUGAGCUCGGUCACCACCCUGAACAUGUACGCCAGCGUCUUCUUCCUCACUGCCAUGAGCGUGACCCGUUACCGCUCAAUGGUUACCUCCCUGAAGAUGGGCAGUCCUAGGAUUGCCACCGCUCGUGCUAAAUGGGCCAGUUUAGCCAUUUGGAUGGUGUCACUGGUGGCUACGCUGCCUCAUGCUUUCUACUCCACCACAGUCCAGGUGUCUACAGAUGACGAGCUGUGCUUAGUGCGGUUCUCUGACUCUGAUUCAGAUCACUGGGAUCCUCAAAUCCUGCUUGGACUCUAUCAAACACAGAAAGUCCUUUUGGGAUUUGUAGUUCCUUUGAUCGUCAUUUCCGUGUGCUACCUCCUCCUCCUGAGGUUCAUCCUGAGCCGGCGCAUCGUAGGAAGCAUGGUCAGCAGUGCUGUCACAGAGAGGUCAGAGUCUGAGAGAGGACGCCAACGCCGCCGCUCCAAAGUCACCCGCUCUGUCACCAUUGUAGUUCUCUCCUUUUUCAUCUGCUGGCUGCCCAACCAGGCUCUCACCCUUUGGGGGGUACUGAUUAAAUUUGACAUGGUGCCCUUCAGUAAAGCCUUCUACAAUGCCCAGGCCUAUGCCUUCCCCCUGACUGUGUGUUUAGCUCAUGCAAACAGCUGUCUCAACCCAGUGCUCUACUGCCUGAUCCGAAAAGAGUACAGAGCGGGACUGAAGGCACUUCUGCUGAGAGUGUCUCGCUCCAUCCAAAAUGUCCUCACUCUGGCUCUGAGAGGGAGGAGAGUGGAGGAAGCACCACCCAGCCUGGUUAUGAUACACUAAGACAUCACUAUGUGGUUUACUUUCCUUUUUAAAAAGGAAACAUUUGACAAUUUGGGAAUUAGAGUCACUUCUUUUUUUUCUGACAGUUAGAUAAAAAGGUUAAUUGCCGCACUCAUGUUUGGAUUUAUGAAGCUGCAACCAGCAGCAGGUUAGCUUACCUUUGCACAACAACUGGAGAAGUGGGGAAACAACUAGCCUGGCUCUGUCCACGAGCACAUGGGAAGCUCACUAAUUAACACGAUGUGUACAGAAAUGUGAAAAAAAUCAUGCGCUGGACUGUUUCUUGACCUUGACUGGGAGCUUUCUGCAGUCUCAGGCAAUGGGUUGGUUUUGGUACAGAUUAGUAUAUAAAAAGAGCUUUAGAGGUGCUUGUAGGCAAAUUUUGUUUACUUUGAACCAGAUGUUUUAAGUCUUUGUGCUAAGCUAAGUCAGCAAAAUGCUGGCUCUAGCUUUAUGUUUAGUAUACAGACAUCAGAGUGGUAUCAAUAAUCUCA